Schistosoma rodhaini is the source of this 1419-nucleotide messenger RNA. Lineage: Eukaryota; Metazoa; Platyhelminthes; Trematoda; Strigeidida; Schistosomatidae. The record is from the annotation of a GenBank genome assembly.
UUCAAUUUAGCUUGCAAAGAUAAUCACACAUUUGAUGAUGAGUUGUGUGAUAAGCACUCCCUUGGUGCAUUAGCGUUUAAAAAUAACAAUAUAAUGAUGCUGUAUUGAUGCUAUAAUUGUAAGGUUCUACAUUGCGUAUUACUGGUCGACUGAAUAACUACAGCUAUGUGCUAUCUAUACCUCAAUAAAUGUGAAUUUACAGAACACUGAAUCAGUAAAAAAAUGGUACACCGAGUAACAAAAUCUACGUGGAAAGUAUUUGCUGUAAAUAAGCCGUUAACUCUAUUUUACAUACAUCUGACCUCAAAGACUGAAAAGAAACUGACAUAAUGAAUUCGACUUUUCUAUACACAUCUACCACUUCAAUUUUCCAAAACUAUACGAACAGGUAAGUAGUUUAAACUAAGUCACUUUCGUUGUAAUCCAUUUAUGAAAUUAUAAGUUUGAACAUAGUAACUGUUCUAUUUACUUUCGUCUUUUGAAUAUUUCUUAAUUCAUUGAGCCAUCGAAUUCGUAACCCUAUUGCAUAACACACCACCAUCUGACCGUUAUUGAUUCUAUUACUUUUGUAAAACAUACAUGUAUAUUAAAUUACAGUCCUGAUAAAAAUCUGAUUGAAAGGAAUUAGUUUUGCAGUUUUUUUCUUUUCACAACUUAUUCAUACAAAGUAAUAUAAUGUUCCCCAUCGCAGAGCUUUUAAUUAAUUUUUUUAUAGUUUAUAUUGACAGAGAAUCUUAUUAAAAUUACUGAUCAAUUAGUGAAGCACGAUUUAUAUUCGUAAAUUACUGUCUUUUUUCCUGAAUAAAAGCAUACAAAUAAGUUAUAUAUAUGCAAAACCAUCUUUAUAUAAUCUUUAUUCAAGUGCGCAAUUACAUAUUCAUAUGCAUGUAUCUUAUUACACAUACAUCCUACCAAUAUAUAAGCUGGUUAAUUCCAUUUCUCAUAAGUUAAAAUUGUUAUCAUUACCAAACUGGUUUACUAAUGGUAUUUUCAUCAUCGGUAAAGAUAAUUUUGACCCACUUGUUUUGCCUAAAUAUUAUUCUGUGUAUCAUAUCAUUGGCAAAAAAUAACAGAGUAACAGCACAACAUAAAAGCAUAGCAGAGAAAGUUUACAUUUCAUCUAGUUUAUUCGGACUACUGUUGUUAUUCGCUGCACUUAUUCUCUUCAUUUUAUCAAUAUUAACACCAUAUAAGAAAAAAUCUAUAUUAUUAGUGUCUGUAACAAUAUGUACUGUAUUAUCAGUUUUUUGCUUUCUUAUGUCAUUUGUCAUUCAUUAUUCGCAAUGGAAUAGUGAUUUUAAAAAAUAUUCAAUAUCUGCUAUGAAUCCAGCUGCAUGGCAUUUUGCACUAUUUUGGUUAUGUAUUGUUGCACUUGCUUUAUGUAUUAUAAUAACUUGUGAAAACCAAUUAUCAGGAUGA